Triticum turgidum subsp. durum (durum wheat) is the source of this 1359-nucleotide messenger RNA. Lineage: Eukaryota; Viridiplantae; Streptophyta; Magnoliopsida; Poales; Poaceae. The record is from the annotation of a GenBank genome assembly.
AUGAGCAGGAGUGAGAGUGAGACACACAUCACACACACUACACCGGCCGGGAUCAUCGAAAUGGCGACCGGCAUCAGCAACGGCACAGGCCCAUCGACGAACGACGCGCUCCAGUCGAUCCUCGCCGCCGCGCGCCCGUUCCUCCGGGGCGACCUCGCGGCCGUCGACCCCGAGCUCCCCUCGCUCGUCUCCGUCCUCGUGUCCGCCGGCGCCGGCGAGUGCUACCACAAGCACGGCACCUUCCUCGCCCACCUGCUCGACGUCUACCGGAUCCUCCGCCUCUGGGGCGCGCCCGACGCCGUGGCCCGCUGCGGCCUCUUCCACUCCUCCUACUCCAACUCCUACGUCAACCUCGCCAUCUUCGAGCCCGACGUCAGCCGCGCCCGCGUCCGCGGCAUCGUCGGCGCCGCCGCCGAGCGGCUCGUGCACCUCUUCUGCGUCGUCCCGCGCCACGCGCUCAUGCACGACGACCUCCACCUCCGCUACACCGACGCCGAGCUCCGGGACCACCUCGCCGCCGCCGAGGCGUCCCUCCAGGCCGCGCGCUCCGGCGGGGGCAGGCCGGAGGACAAGGCGGAGCCGUGGCGCGCGAAGCUGCGGUCCGUGGUGCCGGAGGAGGGCGUGGUGGUGCCGCACAUCCGGACGGGGGAGCCGGUGGCGCUGUCGCGGCGCGUGCUGGCGGUGUUCGUGCUGAUGACCGUCGCCGACUUCAGCGACCAGUACACGGACUACCAGGACAAGCUGUUCCGCAACGACGACGGCCGCCUCGAGUUCGCCGGCGACAACUGGGCCGCGCUCUGGCCGGGGACCGGAAAGCCGGGGCUGUGGAUGAGCGCCAUGUCCAGGCUCGCCGCGCUGUACCGCCUCAUCGCCACCGACGAGCAGCUCCGCCACAUGGAGGAUGGGUCCACGAAGACGACGGCGGACGAACAGGACGCGGGCCUGGAGCUUCGCCUCCCGCCCGUGUUCGACCGGUGCAGCAAGGUGCUGGACCCCAGCGAGCAGAUCGCGGCGAGGGACCUGUACUGGGAGGCGAUCUGCAGCGACGGCAAGGAGGGCGUGGAGUCGCUGCUGCGGCGGUGCAUCGCGAAGAACCCGUACGUGGGGGAGCCGUGGCUGGUGCUGGCUCAGGUGCUGCUAAACGGCGGAGGGAGGUGGGAGGAGGCGGAGGCCGCGGCGGAGGAGGGGCUUAGGCUGGUGGUGGAGUGGGGCAGCAGCUGGGACAAGAGGAUGUCAUGGGAGGGGUGGGUGUCAUGGGGGAGGGUGAUGAGGGAUAAAGCCAAGGAGAAACAAUGGCCGCGCUCCGCCUGGGGCAUCAUCAACCUCGGACUCGUCAAGCAGAUCCACGACCACAACUAG